CCUCCAUCUGGUUCAGAGGACAGAAUACACAGAGAGACACAUCACAUCGGAUCAGCUGUAAAUCUGUGGAGUUGUUCACUGUACCGGGAUUCAUUACAUUUUCACCAAAUGCGAAGAAACGAUUAACAGGAUUCUAAACUUCGCUGCAGACAUUUACUCACAAGCAAUGCUGUGUUUAGGAGAUUCUGCUGACUGCCUCCGGGACCAAAUGCAAUACAUGAUGAGAUCCCUGCAGGACCUGAAGCAGAUCAGCAGACAGAGGCCACUGAGUGAACCGUGUGUUCAGUCAUUUGCUGUAACACGGCUUUGCAAACAGAGGGCACAGCAAGAGCGGCUCACGCGUCUACGUGUUUCUGAUGCAAGUGAAGCGAGCACAUAUGACUCUGCCUGCUGCCUGGCCAGCCCCCUGGAAGAAGAAGAAGAGCAGCAGGAGCAUGAGAGGUUGACACAAGGUUCCCCAAGCAGCGAAAAGAGUCUGGACCUGGACUCGGGUUACUCUGAGGCUUCUUGGCAGGAUGAAGGUGUGGUGCUGAGGAGAACCAGAAACGUGCGAGUCUCCUCUUCUGCCUGCCUUCGCACAAACAGAGGACCUUCUGGCAGAAUCCGGCCUAAAUCAACCUCGGACGCUUGCCUGGAGCGCUGGACCUCAUUUGAGGCCGGUGACCCAGAGGACUGGACGACAUCGCUGCUGAGCCGCAGCAGGAACAGACAGCCCCUGGUUCUGGGGGACAACAGCUUUGCUGACCUAAUUAAGAACUGGAUGGACCUACCAGAGAGUCCUGAGCCAGCACAACUAAAGCCCAGUGCAGGCAGGCGUCUUGCCAAAGACAUUUUGGUCAACAUGCGGCGCAGACUUGCUGGGAUGUCUAAAAGUGUGGAGGUGAGGCCAAGGCCAGCAGACUCCACAAGGGCCAGCAGGGCUGCAGAGGCUUCCAAACGGAUGUCCUGUCCUGUGGGACUCCAGGCUCUAAAACCCUUCUUUCACCAGUCCCACACAGGCCUACACCAAUUGGACACUGACUUCUACCAGUUCACCGCUCUCAUGAAGACAGGCAGCCGACAACCCAUCAUAUGCAAUGACAUUAUUGGAUACAUUUAAAUGAGGCUGUAACUACGGACUGACCCUUUAACACAAUAUAUAAUAAGAUUGCUCUAUUUCGAUUUUGUCCACAAUGUUGAUACAUCUGGAAUAAAAGUUUUUUAUAAU
Molecule: messenger RNA, 1207 nt
Organism: Morone saxatilis (striped sea-bass)
Lineage: Eukaryota; Metazoa; Chordata; Actinopteri; Moronidae
Gene: inka1b
Product: inka box actin regulator 1b
Exons: 3
Coding region: 167-1099 (310 amino acids)
Cellular component (GO): nucleus
Molecular function (GO): protein kinase binding; protein serine/threonine kinase inhibitor activity
Source: RefSeq, a predicted model, not a curated record